AUGAAGUGUUUGAUUGUCCUCGUUGCCGUUCUGGCCGUGUCCUCGGCUCAAUUCUUCAACCAGGGCAAGCGAGGACCCGUCCGUCCUGCACCCGUUCGCGCAGCUGCACCCGUUCACGCAGCUGCACCCAAAGUUAAUGCUCCUAGAGCCUCCAGUAGUGAUCAGAGUGCCAAUGUUCUAAGAUACGACAACGACGUCAACCCUGAUGGUUCUUAUAGCUAUGCAUUGGAGACUGACAACGGUAUUUCACUCCAAGAGCAGGGUACCCCUAAAAACCUCGGCGGUAACCCUCCGGAAACUCCAGUUGUUGCAAGUGGAUCCUUCGCCUUCACCUCCCCUGAAGGAGUGCCUGUUGCUGUUAGCUACAUCGCUGACGAGAACGGAUUCCAGCCAAAUGGUGAUGUUCUGCCCGUUGCACCUCCCGUGCCCCCUCAAAUCCAGAGAGCUCUUGAAUGGCUCGCCAAAAACGCUCCCCCGCAGAAGAAGAAGUGAAGAUCAGUCGUUGCUAAAUUGUAUGUCACAAGUACCUAAAACAGUCACAUGUAAAUACGGAACUAAAAAUAAUUUUAAGUAUCCAACAAAUUGUAAAACACUA
Molecule: messenger RNA, 595 nt
Organism: Hyposmocoma kahamanoa
Lineage: Eukaryota; Metazoa; Arthropoda; Insecta; Lepidoptera; Cosmopterigidae
Product: larval cuticle protein LCP-22-like
Exons: 4
Coding region: 1-492 (163 amino acids)
Cellular component (GO): chitin-based extracellular matrix
Molecular function (GO): structural constituent of chitin-based larval cuticle
Source: RefSeq, a predicted model, not a curated record